CAAGAAUUGCCGCGGCGACAUCACAACUCCGAUCUCGAGCACAGCGCUGCACCUCAUCCCCGACUUUCAACACCUCCUCCGCGCCUUCCUCGAUCGCACCACCUCUAGUAGACCUUUACCCUCGUGCCGCAACCUGCUGCCUCCACAGGAACGCCGCCAUCCGAUUUCACUGAACGUCUCCAACUGCGAUACCGCAUCGUGGUUCUACUCACCUACCUUUCAAAUGAGGCCUUGACUUGCCUUUGAGCGGAGUCCCGCUAUACAACAAUUUCCAACAGCCUUCCUCUGCGCGCAACUCGACCGCCCCCAGCUCACUCACCCAAACCAUGGCCACCGAAGCCGGGCCCUCGAUCUCGGGGCCGCCAGACGGGAUGAAGGCCCAGGAAACGCACGAACCCCCGCCGUCGAGCAGCAAACCAGACAAAGACGAGGCCGAUACCUGUCGAAUAUGUCGCGGCGAGAGCACCGCCGAUGAGCCGCUGUUCUACCCGUGCAAGUGCAGCGGCAGCAUCAAAUACGUCCACCAGGAGUGUCUCAUGGAGUGGCUGUCGCAUUCGCAGAAGAAGUAUUGCGAGCUCUGCAAGACGUCGUUCCGCUUCACAAAGCUCUACCACCCCGGCAUGCCGAGCCGCAUCCCCACUUCCGUCUUCAUCCGCCGCGCCGCCGUACAUAUCUUCAACAUGUUCGUGACAUGGUGCCGGGCGGUAAUGGUGGUCUCGGUGUGGCUGAUACUUUUGCCGUGGUGCAUGCGUGUGGUCUGGCGCAGCCUGUUCUGGGUGGGAGACGGUGGCUUUACACGAGAUGUCUACUCCGAACCUGUCGAAAAUGCGCAACAGGCCCCACAGCCGCCGUCGUUUGACCUGGAGGCGGUCCGCUCCGCCGUGGAAUCCGCCAAAGCCGCCAACACCACAUUUCCCCUCCCUCUGCCGAGCCUAAUGAGGCCCUUUUCUCAGACGCUGAAUAUGAGCGCCGGCGAGCCCACCGUCUGGACAUUAAUCGCACAGUUCUUCCUUGGCUAUUCCUGGCCUAUCCCCCCUUCACCCAUGGUCUCGGGGAUGAACAAGACCGAUGUCAACGCUACUACCGACCAUUUAGGACCCAGGAGCCCUUCGCUUCUAUCCGACAUCUCCUUCUUCAACUGGUUCCCGUCGCAAGCUGCAAACCGCUUUCUAAUCGACGUCCUAGAGGGUCAAAUCAUAACCCUCGUGGUUGUGGUUGCCUUCAUCUUAAUAUUUCUAAUACGCGAGUGGGUCGUACAACAGCAGCCUGUGAUUAAUAUGGUAGCGCUUGGCGACGAUGCGGCUGCAAACAGGGCGGAGCCGGAAGCGCAGCAGCAUGACCAGGAUCUAGAGGAAGAGGAGCCAAGAGACGAAGACGAAGGCGUUCGCGUAUACGAUAACGACCAUCACGAGGACUCUGUUGCGGAGGACGAGGAGGACGAGACUCCUACACGCCCUGUCGUGCGCAAUCAUCGGUCUUCGUCGGCUCGCCGACGGCGCCAGGCUAUCUUCAGGACGUGGCAGGACAGCGACGAAAUUUCGGAAGAGCUGAAACGCGCGAUGCGGGAGGGCUCCGCAGAGGACGUUGCAAGGAUAAUCGAGCAAAUGCCUUUGGAAGAUUCCGAGAAGCUGAAGGCACAGCUUCUUGACCUGUCAAAGCAGAUGGGCGCGACCGAAACGGAGCGCGAUGUCUCCGUCCACACUACACCGCCAGGAGUAACAGAAGAAGCAGCCGGCUCAAGCAGCUCGGCCUUUCCUGAGCGGUCUAGCAGUCUAGCACAUCGCAUAGAGAGCGCUCACAACACCAUAGCACCGUCCAAAACCAAUAUCGCCGAGUCGUCAUCGCCUUCUCACCGACCCCACAUGCCGGCGAGAGAUCGAUCUUUCAUUGCUACCGAAAUUCAGCGGAGCAUGGAAGAGGGCAACUCUUGGUCGUUUGCUAAUGUUCCGGAUGCGUCCCAAGGCGAUCCGCAGAAAUCCCAAGAGGAACAUGUUCCUGACUCCUGGGAAGACGAAGAGGCAGGGCAUGUACAAGGUUCUAAGGAUAGCGAGCAUGGUGUCACGGACCAGGAACAAGGCAGCGACCACAGCAGCGAAAGUUGGCAACAAGUUCCGGACAUUGUUGUCGACGAGGGCGUCGAGCAAGAGCAUACGUCAAACAAGGGCAAAGGGAAAGUUAUAGACGAGAGCUCAGACGGUUCUCCGGCUGGCGUACUGACUCCUCCGGAAACCAUGGACGAACUCCUCGAACCCGCGUCUGCUCGUGAAGUCGAUGCUGCCUCUAAUGAGUCUGCCUGUGGUUCCGACUCGUAUCGCGAAGAGUCUGAACUCGAUGACCUGCCAACCUCGACGGAUUCAGAGCCGCCCUCAGAGCAAGCAGAAGAACAGGAACCGGAGCCUGCACCCGCUGUGCGGCCACCGCCACGCUUGCUGGACCGUAUCCUCGAUUGGAUCUUCGGGGACGUCGCUCCAGGCGCCCAAACUGCUGAGGAUGCUACCAAUGACGAGCAUGUUGUACAGGACCUGGCUGAUGAGGCACCGUUUGUCCCCUUUGCGGCGAACGAGCCUCGUGAACCGGCUGAUCCUCCUAUUCAAGACCCGGAAGUUGCAGCUGCGGCUGCGCAAGCUGGAAUUGACCUCAACGAUCAAGAUGCUAUCGACGACGCCGAAGACCUAGAAGGUAUAAUGGAGCUCAUCGGCAUGCAAGGCCCACUUACCGGUCUCUUCCAGAAUGCCAUGUUCAGCGCUGUCUUGAUAUCCGCAACGCUAGCCUGUGCCGUCUGGCUACCUUACCUCUGGGGCAAAGUGGUCAUCUUAUUCAUGGGCAGUCCUAUCUCGCUCUUUGUCAAGCUCCCACUCCAGCUUGUCGCGGCUUCGGCCGACUUGGUCGUCGAUGGCGCACUCUUCUUAGCAGCAGGGGUAGUGUUGUGCGCUCUGCAGUCUGUCUUGUUGCUCAUUAGAGUAAUUACUCUAGGCACGUUGACCAAACUCGCAGAACGUCCAAUCGGUUUGGUAGUUGGGCCAGUGCGGUCAAUUUCUCAGAACGCAGCAGAUCGCCUUGGGACGCUCGUGAAGCAGUCCCCUCUGUUGCCGCGCCCCAACUACUUCCGUCUAUCCAUCAACUCCCACGCGGCAUUGCGAACGAUUCAGAAUUCGACAUCAUAUACCUUGAAUCAAACGGGCACCAUGGUAGCUUCUUUUUACGAAGAUGUCACGGGCGAGUCACCUUCUGACGUCGCCCUCCGCGCUCUUCGUCAGGUACCCGUAUCGCUGCACGCCGCCGCCGACCUGGCGUACAACAAGACUACAUCUCUCCUCUCGUGGUUAUCGACUACAAAAUCUUACAAAAUCACCUUCGACCUUGAUUUAGGGGGUAAUGCUAGCGAUGCCUCUUCAGCUAUGGAGCAGUGGAGUGCGACUGACCGCUUGAUCGCCGUCUUCGCUGGCUACGCUUUCUUCGCCGUCGCUGGUGCCAUAUACCUCAAGCGCGGCGCGCCGCUCAGCACAUCGCAACAAGGCCAGAAGAUCGAACGCAUUGUUGCCGAUAUCCUCCAGCAAGCAGGGGGCGUAUUAAAGGUCAUAUUGAUCAUCUCCAUCGAGAUGCUCAUCUUCCCGUUAUAUUGUGGCCUCCUGCUUGAUCUUGCCCUGCUCCCUCUUUUCAAGGAUGCAAGCCUAUACACACGAUGGCAGUUCACCAUGGAAAGCCCCUGGAUAUCUGGAUUUGUUCAUUGGUUCAUCGGCACAUGCUACAUGUUCCACUUCGCGCUCUUCGUAUCCUUGUGCCGCAAGAUCAUGCGGAGAGGUGUCCUCUACUUCAUCCGCGACCCGGAUGAUCCGACCUUCCACCCGGUUCGUGACGUCCUCGAACGCAGCGUCACUACGCAGCUUCGCAAGAUAGCGUUCAGCGCGCUCGUAUACGGGGCUCUAGUUAUCGUCUGUCUUGGUGGGGUUGUGUGGGGUCUCAAUCAUCUCACGACUGGCGUACUGCCCAUCCACUGGGUUUCGCAUGCUCCGUCACUCGAGUUCCCUCUCGACCUCCUUUUCUACAAUUUCCUUACGCCGGUCAUCAUCAAACUGUACAAACCGAGUGACGGACUGCAUGUCACCUCUCAAUGGUGGUUCAGACGCUGUGCCCGCUGGCUUCGCCUGUCGGACUUCCUUUUCGGAGAGAAGAUCAAGGAAGAGGAAGGCCGCAAAGUUGGUGGACGGAUUGUCUUCAAUGGGAAGUAUGUCCGCGCUCCAGCAUCAGAUCAGGUUCGCAUCCCCAAGGGCGAACCAGUAUUUGUCGAAGUGGAUGAGCACAACGCGCGGAAAGACGGCAAGUCGGAAGAGGGAGGCGUGCACAACUCGGACAUGGUGACCAUGGUCUACAUCCCGCCGUGGUUCCGCGUCCGCAUCGCAGUUUUCGUGUUCACCAUCUGGAUCUUCGCGGCGGUAGCCGGUAUCAGCGUCACCAUCAUCCCUCUCCUGUUCGGCCGCUACCUCUUCUCUCUCUUCCUCCCGUCGCGCAUCGAAAUGAACGACAUCCACGCCUUCUCGCUCGGUGUCUACUCUCUUGGGACCGUCGCAUAUAGCAUCUACCAGCUGUACAAAUUCGUACGCAGCCUUCAUCGCCCAGUACCCUCUCCACUCACCACACUUUACACGGUCGCCGCGACAACGUCUCGUAUGGCGCUCCGUGUCAUUCGUUUCACCUACGUCUGGACGUCUCUCAUUAUGGUCAUCCCGUUCCUCUUCGCUGUGCUUAUCGAGCUCUACUUCCUCAUGCCGCUACACGCCUAUCUCGGCCCGUCAGAACCCCACGUCGUCCAUAUAAUCCAAGACUGGACACUGGGCUUUCUGUACGCGCGCCUUGCCGCACGCAUCAUCUUCGCAGACCGCGCGUCCCGUGCUGCUCGUGCCUUCUCUGCCGUCGUCACAAACGGCUACCUCAAUCCCAACGCACGCAUCGCCACGCGGUGCUUCUUGAUGCCUGUCGUCGCUGUCUUCGCAGCUGCGAUCAUUUUCCCGAGUUGCUUUGCACUGAUCAUGAACAAGACGGUCUAUUAUGCGGCGGAUGAAGCGACAAAGAGCCAGGUGUGGCGGUUCAGCUAUCCGGCUGUUGGGCUAUCGCUGAUCGCCAUGUGGACGAGCAAGGAAGGAUUAGAGGUGCUGAGGAGGUGGCGUAUGGUGGUUAGAGACGAGGUCUAUCUGAUUGGAGAGCGGUUGCAUAACUUUGGGGAGAGGAGGGCUCCUCCGGCUCCAGCGCAGACUAACGCAGUGCGAGCAUAGCAAUGGCAUUUGAUUGUGGCUUGGGUCCAAGGGGGAAUUAGGGAGGAGCAGGCUGGGCUUGGGUCUCGUGGGCUAUGGAGCC
Trematosphaeria pertusa is the source of this 5352-nucleotide messenger RNA. RefSeq lists its product as uncharacterized. The transcript has 2 exons. Lineage: Eukaryota; Fungi; Ascomycota; Dothideomycetes; Pleosporales; Trematosphaeriaceae. Bases 327 to 5270 code for a protein of 1647 amino acids. The record is from RefSeq and is a predicted model, not a curated record. Gene Ontology annotation, molecular function: zinc ion binding. Gene Ontology annotation, cellular component: endoplasmic reticulum membrane.